GGCCUUUUUCUCAGUUUUCGGCUCGUCUCUUCGUGUUCAUAUCGCUCUUUGGAGGCUUAGAACGUCAGUACAAUGAGUCAAGAUCAAGCUGAGCAGAAUAUCCAGAUGUGGAAGGUCAAGAAGCUCAUCAAGAGCCUUGACGCGGCCAGAGGCGCUGGCACUUCCAUGAUCAGUCUGAUUAUACCCCCGAAGGAUCAAAUCUCGCGUGCAUCCGCUAUGUUAACACAGGAAUAUGGAACAGCGUCUAACAUCAAAUCGCGAGUCAAUCGACUGUCUGUCCUAGCCGCAAUCACUAGUACACAGCAACGUUUGAAGCUGUACAACCGAGUUCCACCAAAUGGUCUUGUCCUAUUCGUCGGUACCAUUUUAACGGAUGAGGGAAAGGAGAAGAAGGUGUCUUUUGAUUUCGAGCCUCAUAAGCCCAUCAACACAUCUUUAUACCUCUGCGACAAUAAGUUCCACACGGAAGCUCUCUCUGAACUUCUAGAGUCAGAUUCUCGAUUUGGAUUUAUCGUCAUGGACGGCAACGGUACACUUUUCGGCACUCUCGCAGGGAACACCCGCGAAGUCAUUCAUAAAUUCACUGUCGAUCUCCCCAAAAAGCACGGUCGUGGUGGACAAUCUGCCCUGCGUUUCUCGCGUCUCCGUGAUGAAAAACGUCACAACUACAUUCGUAAGGUAGCUGAACUCGCCGUACAGCAUUACAUCACCAACGACAAGGUCAACGUCACGGGCCUCGUUUUGGCUGGUAGUGCCGAUUUUAAAACGGAGCUGGGGCAGAGCGACAUGUUCGAUCUGCGUUUAGCUGCAAAGAUCAUCAAGGUCGUCGAUGUGAGUUACGGCGGCGAAAAUGGGUUCAAUCAGGCUAUCGAGCUUGCCGCGGAGUCUUUGGCCAAUGUCAAGUUUGUUCAGGAGAAAAAGCUUAUCCAACGGUACUUUGACGAAAUCAGUCAAGAUUCAGGCAAAUAUUGCUUCGGUAUCGAUGAUACAUUGAAGGCUCUGGAACUGGGUGCCGUGGAAACCUUGAUCGUCUGGGAGAACCUUGAUAUCACUCGUUAUGUCCUUCGCAACGCUGCCAAUGAGGAGAAUAUUGUUCACGCAAAGAAGGAACAAGAAAAGGACCGUGAAAAGUUCUUGGAUAAGUCUACUGGACUCGAGAUGGAGCAGGCCAUUGAACCUCAACCUCUUCUGGAAUGGUUUGCCGAGAAAUACAAGGAAUUCGGCGCGAACCUUGAAUUCGUCACAGAUCGCUCUCAAGAGGGAGCACAGUUCGUUAAGGGCUUUGGUGGAAUCGGAGGUUUGCUGCGAUACAAAGUCGACUUCACCAAUUUGACGUCGAUCGAUGAGGAGGAAGAUGAGUUCUACUCUGAUGAUGAGGACAUCUGACGGUAUUGUGGGCUCCUUCGUGGAGCCUCGCCCGGGGGUGACGUCGGUUGGGGUACGCCGGGCGAGGUGGAAAGGGAUGCGGUGGAAGGGAAAGGGGUGGAAAGGGAAGGGGUAGGUUCGCCAAGUAUCAAUGUUGGAGGAGGUAUGAAGUGGAUGUUAGGUAUCAAUCAACCACAUGCGAAAGUAGGGGUCGGGCACGGAGUGGUUAUUCGAUCGAGGGCCGUCUCCAUCUGGCCAAUGUUAUUCGAAUUUUUUCGUCGUCGUAGCAGUGAGUACAACGUGAACGAUGGUGUGGGAGGAGUUUGCAGAAGUUCCCUGGUCAGUGCCUUAUGGCACAAAUCUUAUGCUAAUGGAGCAGUUCUCAAGAAGUAGGGUCAAAGCAUGUCUUCAGCCCUGAGCAGAUGGCGGUAGUGCGUGUUUGUAAUGUUGUAUUAUCGUCGUUGAAUGCAUUCUUUGCGCCCG
This is a messenger RNA of Heterobasidion irregulare TC 32-1, 1848 nucleotides long. RefSeq lists its product as uncharacterized. NCBI's taxonomy places the organism in Eukaryota, Fungi, Basidiomycota, Agaricomycetes, Russulales, Bondarzewiaceae. Gene Ontology annotation, biological process: cytoplasmic translational termination. The coding region runs from base 73 to 1386 and encodes 437 amino acids. The transcript is spliced from 7 exons. Gene Ontology annotation, molecular function: translation release factor activity, codon specific; sequence-specific mRNA binding. The record is from RefSeq and is a predicted model, not a curated record. Gene Ontology annotation, cellular component: translation release factor complex; cytosol.